UGAGAUUGUGAAAUUUCAAAAUGGCGUAUAAUAAGCUCAAUAGGCAAGUCACGGAGACAAAAAACUAGUUUAUAAUUAAGUAAACUUUGCAGAGCUUGAUUUUUAGUUGAAACUGCGUAUUUGGCAGUCAGGAUUAUGCCGCAGGUCGUGUGUCAUCUAGAAUUACUGGCAGAUUAACGUGUGCUGUUUGCUGUCAUAAUGCAUGAAAUUGUGCUGGCUGUUUUUUCUGUAAUCUCCAGUUUAAUAAUUGUUUUUGUCCUCGUAUUGUUGGGAUGGUAUCUUGUUUGGAAAUUUUUUCUGUCAAGAUUUCGAUUUGUCCGGGAGCUUCUCGGUGGCAUGAGUGAAUCAUCUUCUGUUCAUGAUUUAAAAAACGGUCGAUCACGCAUCAAGAAGCUUCGACGAGACUAAAUAGGCUACAAAUUAAGCUUAAAUAAUUUAAUUUUUUACUCAGGGUAUAGUCUAAGCUACUUAGUUAUCUUAUCAUGGCGAUCAAUAUACGCUGCGCAAAUACCAACGAUCUUCUUAAUAUACAACACUGUAACCUUCAGUGUCUACCAGAGAAUUAUCAAAUGAAAUAUUAUUUGUAUCACGCACUAUCCUGGCCACAGCUGAGCUACGUUGCUGAAGAUGAGAAAGGUCGAAUAGUCGGUUAUGUUUUAGCUAAAAUGGAAGAGGAUUCAGAAGUUAAUCCUCAUGGUCAUAUCACAAGUUUAGCUGUUAAACGAUCACAUCGAAGACUUGGAAUAGCUCAAAAAUUGAUGAAUCAAGCAUCACGUGCAAUGGUUGAAUGUUUUGAAGCUAAUUAUGUAUCGUUACAUGUUAGACGUAGCAAUAGAGCUGCAUUGAAUUUAUAUACGAGCAGUUUACAAUUUGAAGUGUCAGAAGUCGAGCCCAAAUAUUAUGCCGAUGGUGAAGAUGCUUAUGCAAUGAAACGAGAUCUUAGCAGCUUUCAUCAAGAAAAGAAUGCAGCUAAAGAAACUAGUAUGAUAAAAGUACCAAAUGCUGCAGCUACGAAUCCAUGUAAAUGUUCGUAUAAAAAUAUGUGAUCAUUCUUCGUUAAAUGUCAACGAAUUCUUCUGUAAUACUAAUUGAGAAUGAGAAGAGAAAGACGAUAAAAUUAUUGCCAAUGUUGUUGAUGGGAUAGGUAAAUAUAUUUCAUCGAUAAUAAAAUACUUUUAAGGAAAUAUUGAUUUUUGUAAAUGAUUAAAAAAAAUUCUUUUUCUUCAAUUACAUUCUCAUCAUCAUAUUAUAUUUAUUAAAU
Chelonus insularis is the source of this 1261-nucleotide messenger RNA. It is a transcript of the gene vnc, whose product is annotated as GNAT family N-acetyltransferase vnc. The transcript has 2 exons. Lineage: Eukaryota; Metazoa; Arthropoda; Insecta; Hymenoptera; Braconidae. Gene Ontology annotation, molecular function: protein-N-terminal-glutamate acetyltransferase activity; protein N-terminal-serine acetyltransferase activity. The coding region runs from base 483 to 1046 and encodes 187 amino acids. The record is from RefSeq and is a predicted model, not a curated record. Gene Ontology annotation, cellular component: NatA complex. Gene Ontology annotation, biological process: N-terminal protein amino acid acetylation.